UCGUAGAAGUAGACGGGUUGUAUUUUUUUUUGGGACUAGUGUGGUCCGAUGCUAUUGACUUUAUGCCUGGACGCCUACAUUUCAGCUUCCCUCCAGUGAACGGCAUAGGAUAUACAAUGUCCUAUUAGAGGCGAGGAUAAAAGUAGUAUUUUAUUACGCUGCAACUUUUGACAACACGGCCAAGGUGCCACAUUGAAAGUAAAUACUUCCAUCUAUUACCCCCAGUCUGAUGAUGGAGCAACUUCAGAACCACCAAGAAAGCAGCUUCGAUGGUGAUUUGACCACUGGAGGGAUUUGCUUCAGUUGUGAACAGAUCUUUUCUACUCAGCAAUUUUUGGAGGAACACGUGUGCCCUUUUACGAGUCACAUCUGCACUUGUGGAACUGAGUUUGCCGCGUACGAAGACAUGCUCUCUCACAACGUCACACACGAACCGGGACAACAGGUGCUGCAUCACGAAACGAUAAAGAAGCGCCGAUUUGAAAAGCACAUAGAAGAAGAGGAGCAGCUGAAACGCUUCAAGUCGGGUGAAGUUGUCUGGAAGGCGGAAGGUGCUUCUAUGUGGGCAAAACAGUCUCCCUCGGCAUCAGCUUAUAAGACUUCUAUUUCGAAACAGACGUCCACGGCCUCAUCUAACGCAGGCCAAGGUGGCUUAAACAUGAAGAGUACGUUUUCUAGUGUGGGCGCGCCAACAGUAGAUCUUUGGACAAUUUACCAGCCCGUGGUGUUGGUGAAAACGAUCCGUAAGUGGAACCAGUGGAAGCCGUACACUUGCGGUAAAUGCGGGGAAAGUUUUAUCACCAAGCGCACGUUGAUUUCACACACUAAUACUCACAUUGCUGACAAAAUCUCUGGCUGCAUCGGAUGUGGGCUGCUGCUUUCCAGCCGAAAGUUCGUGCCUCGCUUCCACACAUGUAACUUCCCCAGCACCACAGCCAAACUCAAACUCAUCACAGCCAGACCACUCAAUUUCAAGCGUCCCAUCACAGAAAUAGACCUGACUCAGAGCCCGCUUAAGUCUUCCAAUGCGGACAACCAAAAGAGUCAGAUGCUUCAAGUCACCUCGGCCUUGCAGUUGAAAAAUCUAAACGUGCGAACGUACGGCAAAGUUGCUCAGGGAGUUCGCACCAUGCCUACCCAGCAGUUCAAACAUGACAAUUCCACACUGAACGCCCCGCAGAAAAGCAGCUGGAAGCAUUCGCCCUCACCCGUGACCAAGAGCAUACACCUGAUCCAACCCGUGGAGACGUCCGCCAGGGGAGCCGACUUCACGUGUCGAGUGUGCCACGUCGUCUUUGAGAGCACUCAGAUGUUACAGAGGCACAAAUGUCCCAAAGCCGACGAGUUUUUGGCCAAACACGGCCGCAUCGGGAAGAUGAUCAAUCCCAGACAGGAUGUGGUGGUACCCAAGCCCCCUGUGACUCGGGUGAACGGUGAGAGAAGUCACAAGUUCUCAGCGGACGCCAAGAAACAAGUCCCUACCGACGAAGAGCAAGGCGCGGAAAAUGUGGUUACAGCUGACGAUAUGGAAGAUGAUUGUUACAUUGUGGAAACCGGACAAGAAAAAACAUCUGAAAUGAUCUACCAGGUCACUUCGUCUGUCCCCAUCAAAACUUGACCAGUUUGCACAUCGUCUGUUUAUGUUCAUUCCAAAGGAGUAACGUUUCCUGACAUCUUCUGUACUUUGAAAAUUCAUGUAUGUGCGGUUACCUGUUUAGAUUUGAUAGAAUUAAAUAUGAAUUUGAAUUUGGCUGCAUCCUUUGUGUCGGGACAGAACAUCUGAAUGCUCCAAGUGUUUCUAUUUGGACAUUAGUGUUUGAUUAUGAAGUCAACCAAUAAUGUAAAGAUGAGAUGUAUUCUACUUUUUUUUUUUCUAAAUACAGUUUAGUGUGACCUAAAUGUGUUGGGCUUUAAGUUUCACUCCCGUGACCAUAUUCCUUUGGUUCAUUUUAAGUGAACGUUGUGUAUUAUUAAAAUGUAUCUUUAAAUUCUGA
Syngnathus acus (greater pipefish) is the source of this 1994-nucleotide messenger RNA. RefSeq lists its product as uncharacterized. The transcript is spliced from 2 exons. Bases 230 to 1618 code for a protein of 462 amino acids. Lineage: Eukaryota; Metazoa; Chordata; Actinopteri; Syngnathiformes; Syngnathidae. The record is from RefSeq and is a predicted model, not a curated record.